AUGGACUGUUUGACUAAAACAUGUCCUCCCAAAAGUUGGAACGAAAGGUUCCUUACAGACCGCAAUUUCAAGGAAGAGGAGCCUUACGUUAGGAUGAAAAGCGAUGUGCAGUCAGUCUUUGGGGGCAUCGAAAACUUCAUGCAGGAUUCAGAAGUGUCACUGCCAUCAGAUCAAAUUGACGAUGUGGUUGAAUUCUGUCAGGGCAGUCGUCCAGACGACCUGCGAUCAGGUGGUGGGAAUGCUGGCAGAUAUCGGCGUGCAUGGCUAGAUGACAGAAAAUAUUCCCCUGAUGAGGCCAGUGGAGUUCCCAGGAAGUAUGCCCAAAGUCCUUUAACGCCUUCUCAGCUAUACAAAAUACUACAAGCUCGGCGUGCUCCUCGAGAGCAACAAUCUCAAAAAGUGGAGUAUGACAGAAACUGGACUGAUCUGUGGUUCCUGAAGUCUCAGAAGAACAACUUGCACCACUAUCGUAUUCAUGAAGCUCAGAUUUCGUUCGUCAUUGUAGGGUCGGACAAUUACAGGUGGGACGGAUAUUGUUUUGCCUUCGAUGAGGAGGAGGAUUUACUAGAUGAUGACACCCAUCCCAUCUUCAAGGAUGAUCCAAUCUCUUGGGACGGGAAAAGUUGUCGAUGUGAUGCAAAUCGCCCGAUUUGGGAUCCUAGGAAAUAUUUUCUCGCCGUCUUUGAAAGCCGAAUGUGUCAAAUUUUAGCCGAGUUUGAACGUCUGGUUCGAAUGAUAGCAAAGAGCAUCAAUCGAUAUGAAAAUGCUGCUCUCCUUACUUUGUCACAACACCCGCAAUACCAAGCCUAUGAUGCAAAGGGAGAUUUUGAGAGGGUCCAGCUAAUAAUGCGCCUCCUACGUCACCUGAUAAAUGUCUUGUCAAAAUAUGAUCAAGCUUGGGAGAACUUUAGCAGGCAUGAGGGAGAUCUUGGUUACUUUUUGGAUAUUGUGGAGGCCAACGAUCUCUCAUCUGCACAAGCUCGCCUUUCGAUCGAGGCUAUUAAGCAGGCCUUUGUUAGAUUACGACAAUGCAAACGAGAAUUGUGUGACCUGGAAGACUUGUGUAAAAACUCAGCGCGAAUAACCAAGCUCCAACUGCAAUUGACGCUCGCGGGCAGUAACUCGGCACGAAAUAACGAAAUUGUGACAGGACUUACAGCUUCGAUUGUCAACCCAAUCGCUGUCGCUGCAGCGCUGUUUUCCAUGCCAGAUGCGGUGAAAGUCAACCCUAAACCAUUUGUCGUUGCUAUCAUUAUCAGCGUGGCCCUGAUGAGGCUGCUCAUGUCCAUCCCUGGCCUUUUCGGGUGGUGGCCUGGGGUCAAUGCAAGAAUAAAGGCUAUCCAAUGGGAUCCGCGGGCAUAUAUGAAAGUGGUAACCACACAGACACGGCAUGGCGCAGACGAGGCGAUCUAUGAUGUGGAAAUGCACCCCGUCGAUAAUCAUGCAUGUAAUCUUGAGUCAUGA
Talaromyces amestolkiae is the source of this 1464-nucleotide messenger RNA. RefSeq lists its product as uncharacterized. The record is from RefSeq and is a predicted model, not a curated record. Lineage: Eukaryota; Fungi; Ascomycota; Eurotiomycetes; Eurotiales; Trichocomaceae. The transcript is spliced from 5 exons. Bases 1 to 1464 code for a protein of 487 amino acids.